Messenger RNA from Xiphias gladius (swordfish), 5637 nucleotides. Its product is annotated as A-kinase anchor protein 7-like. NCBI's taxonomy places the organism in Eukaryota, Metazoa, Chordata, Actinopteri, Istiophoriformes, Xiphiidae. Gene Ontology annotation, molecular function: protein kinase A regulatory subunit binding. The record is from RefSeq and is a predicted model, not a curated record. Gene Ontology annotation, cellular component: cytosol. The coding region runs from base 932 to 2503 and encodes 523 amino acids. The transcript is spliced from 11 exons.
AGUUGAUUCUAGCAUUAAUUACUAUAAACAAAAUCAACUCUCGUUUUGAAAUGUUAAAAAAAUUUGCACAGUUCACUUCACAAAACGUGCACUAAAUGUACCUUAGUAAAUACGGUACUUUGUAGUAACAGACAUGUUUUUGUCUAAUUGGAAGGGUUUUCAGUAUGGCUGAUUUCUAGGGCCUGCAAUGAUACUUACACAAUUAGGCUCCAAGUUAUGUAAAUAUAGAUGAAGGAUAGUUUUUUAGUUUUAUCAUGUAUCAGUGUUGAAUUUGUUUAAAUAAUUAACUCUAACCAAGUGGUUUAAUUUAUUCGACAUAUUCAUACCCAACAUACUUGAGUAUAAAUACUGAAUUGUGAAUUUUUCAAGUUAAUUACUUUUGUGCAAAGUGUAUUUUUUUAAUAGUUCAAAUACAAAGUGUUUGUAUUUUGAAAAGAGAAACACUAUUUUGCUCUGAAAAUCAGACCGGAAGUUUGACAUUGUUUACAAAUAGAAGAUAACACCGGUUGGUACUUCAAAUUAGCGCGUGGGUUUAAAUGUUAUUCCUCGUUAUUUGUUUGGACUUCUUUUCUGAGAAAGACUGCCACUGACGUGUUUUCUGCACCAACAACAUAAGGCCAAGUUAUCAAAAAUGAUAUUCCGGUUAGUUUUGCUAGUUAGCAGCACAACUCCGUUAGAGACAGUUAGCUAACAGUAAGCUAGCUCACCAGAUGUUGUGCAGCAUGGCAGUUUGAUUCAUUUCAACAGGUGUUAGCUACAGGGAGGGAAAGUCCGCCUCUAGACGCUUCUGAUCGCUAACUGUCCUGAAGAGAGUUGAGGGCGAAUGUUUUCUUUUUUGCGGUUAGGUUAGCUAUAGUUAGCUGUAAUGUUUGUUCAGCAAGCCAGCUGUUAGCCUUAGUUGGUACGUUAGCUAAAGUUUGUCACAAGUGUCAUGCUCCUAGGCCGCGUCCUCUUGAGCCUCCGGUCGACGUGUUCAGAAAGUGUUUGUUUACGGAGGAUUUUUUCUGUCGAUGAAGUAUCAGUUCGGAGGCUGCAUCACAGUUACACCGGUCACUGUCAAAAAGUGAGCGAGCUUCGGGCAUCUACACACCGUUUCGGACAUAAGGCCCUCGCGCAGAGCUGUUUGCAUCAGCCAACACUGUGUGAUAUGCAGCCCGUCAGUAUCUCCUGUGGCAAAGAGACCUCUGCGAUUACCUCAGACGAUGAUGAUGAUGAUGAGGGUGGUGGUGGUGGUGGUGAAGGUGUGGUUGGACAGGAGAGUGGGAUAGAAGAUGAGGAAUUGAAGAGGAUGACGAUGACUCCAGGCCAGGUGGAUGCAGUCAGCAUGGAAGUCCGCCAAGGGGCGGCUGACACUGGAGCCUCCGCUGUGUCUACUCCCACAAGAUCAAAUGAGAAGAAGACAAAGAGGAAGAUGAGGAGGGAGAGGAAGAAGUUGAUGAAGAAAAAGCUCGAGUCAGCGGAUACUCUGGACAAUUUAAUGUCAGAGCUCCCAUUUGCUCUGACCAGCCCCACCACUUGGAAGGAACUAGGAUUCCCCAACCCAGUGUCGAGCAAGAAAAAAAGAAAGAGGAAGAGAGAAGACAUUGGAGGGCGACUGGACAGUGAGGAAGAUGGAGACAAGAAGAAAAAAAAGAAAGAGAGCCAACGACCCAACUACUUUGUCAGCAUCCCCAUUACUAACACACAGAUAAGCUCAGCUGUGACUGAGGUCCAAGAGGCCGUGCUUCAGCAGGAGCCCCAGUUGGCCAAAGCAAUGAUCCCCAUCCCAACUCUCCACAUCACUCUGUUAGUCACCCAUCUCGCCAGUCAGGAGCAAAUAGACCUAGCAACAAACGUGCUGGCCCAGGUCGAGCCAUCAUUGGCUGAGCUGCUGGGUGGGCGGGAUCUGGUGCUGCCCUUCUCAGGCAUCAGUCAUUUCAGGAAGGAGGUGGUGUUUGUCGGGCUGGCCCCUGGACAACACAGACACACACUGGAUAGCCUGGCAGAGUUGUUGCAAAGCCGUUUUGAGGAGCAGGGUCUUCUGCAAGGAGACAGUCGUGGGUUUGAACCCCACCUCACCAUUAUGAAGCUGUCCAGAACCUCAAAACUACGAUCUCAGGGUAUAAAGCGCGUGGACCCAGCCCUUUACUCCAACUAUACUGACAAGUUUUUUGGAGACCAGAUGGUUGAGCGGGUGGACCUUUGUUCCAUGUUGAAGAGGAAGCAGCAAGAUGGAUAUUACCACACCGAGACUUCACUACAACUUGAUUUGGUUCAGACUCCACUCCAUGCCAAACGCUCAAGUGGGCAUCGCCGGUCUGAGCCCGACGAGGCAGAGCUACUGAGGGUCAGCAAGAGAUUAGUUGAGGACGCUGUCAGUCGCGCUCUGCAACAAUAUAAACAGGAAACACUUCAAAAUGGGGGUGGGCCUAACGCCACGGCCAUGCAGCUCCCUGGAAAAACUGAGGAAACUGCCACAAAGACAGACACUACCGCUAACUCCACCACAGACAACAGGAAGUGACAUCACCGGACUAAGGCACCGAGACUGAAAAAACCAGCCGCCCAUAACACAUCAGCGUUUCCUGGCUAAGCAGGAGAAGAGUCAGUAAGCUCUGGGCAGAAAGCCUGAACUAGUCAACCCGUCAGCCCAGUUUGCUGUCUAACGAAACCAGCUAGCCAGCCACAACGGCUAGACAGUCAUGCUAGCUGUCUGCCCACCUGACCUAGCUUGACACAGUGCUAGUUAAAUACAUAAAGUAGCUUAAGACCAGUGCUACUAGGUGACUGUACCAACAGGCCAGCUAGCUAAGCCUGUUGGUUAACUCACAAACUCUGGUGUCUUACAUCCAACAGCGAGGGUACCGCCCCUCGAUUCUCACUCAGCUGUGGGUGUGGCCGUGUGUGUUUGCACGUCAAACCAAGAAAAACAUAUGCGAAGCACUCUCCUAGAGAGACGCAUACACAUGUAGGGUUCACUGUGACCUGUCACUGACAAAUUGCCCUUUUAGAAUACGAUAAAUCAUGUUUUGUAGACAGCUUGGUUUACCAUGACCUGCACUUAAAAAAAAAAAGACUAAAUAUCCUCUAUUCCCCUCUGACUUAAACCCUCCUUUCUCCUUCACUAGAUUACUGCAGGUGAAGAAAAUCUUUUCCUUUUCCUUGAGCAUAUGUUUCUUUUAGAAAAUCAGUGGUCUUCAUAGACAGAGGAUUAUUCAUCUGUUCAUUCUGAAGGGGAUAUGUGAAAAUCUGGUUUGACUGACGGUGUUGUGAUUGGUUGGAUUCUUCAAAAUUAAGUGUGAAAUACAGUAUGUUGGACUUGGGUCUGUGCAUGUGUUUUUUUUUUUUAGUUGUUUUUUUUUUUACAGCGGGCCUGGGUGCAGCGCACUUUCAAUUCAUCCAGUUCAGGAAAUGGAUUUUCUUUCAACUUCCAGCAUUUCAUUUUAUGUUUCACAUAACAUGUCCGUAUGCAUACCAAACUGCAGCGUUGUCUUUAUUCUAAGUUGUUUAUAGAAAGUGGCCCCAGCUGUGUUUCAAGUAUUAUAUAGUACUGUUGUCCUGCCAAGGGUGCACUGAGACAAUCACUAUGUUAAAGUAAAUUCAGCUCUAAAUGCUGAAUUUAUUUUUCAAAACAGAAACCAAGCGAUACCAGCUUUUUAAAACCUAAUCUGGACGCCCCUGUUGGGUCCAUAAAAACUCAUUACACACAUCGCAUUAAUUUAUCUCCACUAAUAACGCUAAUUUUACAAAAGAUGUCAGGUGAAUCGGAGGCACUAAAUUGGGGUUGCUAAAAAACAAUAAGCCACUCUAACAACAUACUACAAUCUGCCAAGAGUGCAUUUUUACUACAAUACUACAAAAACCUCCAUUAAUGACCUGGUUGCUUGUCUAGGUGAAAACAAUUAACUUUUUAUGUGACAGGCUGUUAUUACUAUUAGACACAGGCAUUAAUUUCAUUUCUCAUCUUCCUCUCUGAUCAUUUAUAAAUGAAAUUAUUUUUGUUUGCAUAUUGUAUUGUCAGUUUUUUCCUGUGAAAUGGAAUCUGAAGCAAGAACAUGCAGAUGAUUUAUGAUCUAUUUGUCUUUUGAAGCCAUUCAUAAAUUGUUCGGGUUAAAGUCGAUAACACAGACUGAAGCUUGGCUGUUUGUGGCUCGGUGUUUAGUGUGCGUAUUUGUGCUCCUCUGAGGAGCUUUUAUCCCGUCGCACUGUACAUGUAAGAGCAGUUACAGCCAAGCACUUAUUCAGAUGGUGAUGCUGAUGUCAGGGGAGUUUAAUUCCGACAAUCGCUGUUGUCAGCUGAAAACCCUCCAGCUCUUAUUUUCAGUGUCUUCCAUCCACUUUUUUUUCUUUCUUUUUUUUUCUUUUUGUUAAACGCGAAAAUGAAAAUGGCCUCUGGUGCACAGCGUUUGACCCCACAGCUGAUGCAAUCCAUUCAGAAACACAUGGGGCGCCUGUGUGAAAUUACGGGAGAUUGUCUAAAUUUUUUAAAAGCUUCCUGAGGGCUGAGGUUUUUGACUGACACCAACAUGAUGAUGAUACAGCCAUGAUAAAGGGGAUUGGUGUACUCUGACAUUAAAUAUGUUAUUUUAUCCUUUCUAACUAUUUUAUUUAUUUGUUUCGCUGUUGCAGCAGAAAAGCCGGCUUCCAUGUUAGCAGAAUGAAUUUUAUGUGAAAAACAAAAAGAUAUUUUAUUUUGAACUGAGAAAAUGAGCACUCAGUUUGCGUUUGAAGAUGAAAAAGCACAACAUUUUGAUUUUCUCUGUAAUUGUCUUUUUUUCAGAGAGCAGGUAAAUAUAUACAUGCUGUUAAAUCAACCUCUGUUCAAAGUGGCCUUCUGUCACUAAAACAAAUUGAUGUGAUUUUUGUUUUAACUGUAAGUGCUUAAGGUGACAAUACAUAGGUAACAUUUUUAGCCAGUGUGAAUGAUUGGGCGAUGAUGGCUCAUUUUUCUGUGACAUUUGCCAAAGUCUCUUAAAUGUUAACCUAUCACUAAAGAGUCGGAUUCUUGAGUUAAAUGUUUAAAAAAAAAAAAAAAAAAAAAGUACACCAAAAGACAGAAAUCAUGUUCUUUCUGUCAUAAGGUGAAUCAGUGUCUGUGUACAUGGACACAGAGAAAGAGAGACUCAGUUCGCCAGCUCCGAUUUUCAGCCACAUGAGGUUCAACUCCCUGUAGUGCGAACAGGUGUGAGCUGGACAAUGUGCUCUCAUCCCUCUGACAUCCACUGUCACCGUGGGCUCAACAAUAACAUCAAUAACGAAGGUGACUUCUGUCUUAAGGUGGACUUUGAACGUUUUAGUUUUGAUCUUCUACUGUCACCGGAUCCUUAAUCUCUUUAAAAUCCCCUUUAAUACACAAGCUGUCCUGUUGGCCUGUAUGGUUAUUCUGUCUCUGAGCAUGUGUGUAAGCAUGUGUGUGUUAGUGCGACUGUGUGACUGCGGGAUGUUUGAUCCGUGGUUCCCCGGAGAAGUUCUUGUCACUAUCAAUCAUGACAACUUUCAGCUGUCUGUGUCUGAAUGUCUCUACAAAUUUGCCUUUUUCUGUUUCUCUUUCCAUUUGUCCCCGUGUACGUCUGACUGUGAGGGUCUGUUGUUUGUACUGUGUUGUAUAUUGUCCUGCCACAUUUGAACAAUAAAACAGGAUAUGAGAUUCAAAACCAA